Molecule: messenger RNA, 470 nt
Organism: Hippopotamus amphibius kiboko
Lineage: Eukaryota; Metazoa; Chordata; Mammalia; Artiodactyla; Hippopotamidae
Product: small nuclear ribonucleoprotein E
Exons: 1
Coding region: 44-322 (92 amino acids)
Biological process (GO): spliceosomal snRNP assembly; mRNA splicing, via spliceosome
Cellular component (GO): U1 snRNP; U4/U6 x U5 tri-snRNP complex; precatalytic spliceosome
Molecular function (GO): RNA binding
Source: RefSeq, a predicted model, not a curated record
UUAGGUAGUGUGUGGGUGAGUGUGGUCUUUGUGAGCUUCGACCAUGGCGUACCGGGGCCAGGGCCAGAAGGUGCAGAAGGUGAUGGUGCAGCCCAUCAAUCUCAUCUUCAGGUACUUGCAAAAUAGAUCUCGGAUUCAAGUGUGGCUUUAUGAGCAAGUGAAUAUGCGGAUAGAGGGCUGUAUCAUUGGUUUUGAUGAGUAUAUGAACCUCGUAUUAGAUGAUGCAGAAGAGAUUCAUUCUAAAACAAAGUCAAGAAAACAACUGGGUCGGAUCAUGCUAAAAGGAGAUAAUAUUACUCUGCUCCAAAGUGUCUCCAACUAGAAAUGAUCAAUGAAGUGAGAAAUUGUUGAGAAGGCAAUACAUUUUGUUUUUUAGGUGUUGUUUGAAGUGUAGCUGUAAAACAUUUAUUCAUAUUGUUUUGCUCACCCUUAUGUUAUUACCAGAUGACAAUAAAUGCUGUGGGAUUGUU